AGGCCGCUCCUCGCUUGGUUGACGAGCUGUUGCGUGUUAUUGUUUCUACCCCAGAACGAACCAUUGCCACUCUGAGAUUUGGUAGCACCUCGUACUCCGGAAAUAAAAAAGGUAGGUGGCGAGAAUGUAAGAAUAUUAUCGGAAGUAGAACCACAUGAGGACAUCAAGUAUGCAAAAUCCCCACUGUGUUACUCGCAGUUGUCCGCUAUGCUGGCGGCUGCAUUAGCCGUGGGGGGUGGCGGGGGGUGUGGCUUCUGGCUCAUCCUGCUUUUGAUCCUUGGGCUCUUGAUGAUGGCCGGGAGCGCGACAAUCGCGGUCACAGUGUAUGGGUGCGGAAAGCAGUGUCUCUGCUUCUACCCGCCAGAGGCGGAGAAGGAGGAGUUGCAAGUCAACCGAAUCGGAAAACAGGUGUCGAAAAGAACUAUCCGUGUAAACGAGGAGAGUCGUGCUGGAUACGACAAUGUUUUUGCAGCCGGAGGUGAUAUAAAAUGCAAAGAUGUAGUCGGGGUCUGGAGGAAGAGUGUACUUUUUUGUCAUGCAUCUUUUGGAUCAUGUUCACGAAGAUGGUCUCUAGCUCCAGCUCUGCUGUGCGCAAAAGCAUUAUGGGUUUUGCGCAGGCUUCUCGCCGCCCAUUCAGCAGUGAAAACUUUCUAUUUGCGUAGGAAGAAGUGGGCAGCUGUUGGCGCUCAUGUUGCAACUUACAAAUUUAGACAUGAUCGUCCAGAGGGUGCAUCACGAGUUGGAACUCAACUCUUCCCGACGCAGACAUGUUUGCGAUGCAUAGGUGAAAUACCACGGGUCGUUAUAAUGGACCAAGGCGGAGCGAAUCAAAGCCUAAACCCAAGGAACCGUGCGGCCCCUUCCACGGUGUCGGGCCCACCCCCGGGCGCCAAAGGCGGUGCACAGCGCUGGCUCUCGUAUGAUCAAAGGAUGACGAUCCCAAUGCCCUCCGGCGUGACAUCUGCGCUCACAUCGGCCGCCACGACUCGGACCUCUGUAGAAAGUUCGCAAUUGGGAGAUCGAGAUAGCAACUUCACCGUCGACAGCACUCUACGCAUUGCAAAAGUCUCGUUCUGCUCGUAGAUAGUCGUAGGGCACGAUUUGCAUGACAUUUUUUUUGGCACAGUAUGACAAGCCUUGUUUGUGUGUUUUGCAUCGCUCGACAAAAAUCACUGUUGAUGGCAAAAUCCGAAAAGAUGUCAACCGGAGAUGAUGAAUUUUUUGACAUUCUAUCGAAUGGGUCGUUUUCUAUCGAAAUUUCUUACCCCGGAUGUGUUGAUCGUACAUACGCAAGUACGGGACUUUUGCGCAGGAUUGCAGUUUUACUCACCGAUCGGUGUUCCGGUCGCGGAUCCUGCUCACCGCGGACCUGCACUGAGUGCGGAAAGUAGUACGACUUCGAACGAGGAGUACGGCAACGAAAGUAGUGCCCUUUUGUCGAGCGGGUCUUCCACGUCUAGUUUUAAGGGUACUGGUACCAAAAAGGGUAAAAACCAAUUCUCCUUCGGCCGCAGGUACAACAAGAAUAAGAUGAGAAGUCAGGUGGACAAGGCGCUUUUGAGCAGCAGUAUGAAUAGCUCUGCUGCGCAAGGGCAAAGCUUCGGGCGAGACAAACUCCUGUCUUCGAGUAGUACAUCAACUAGCGGUAAUGAGGCUGUUUCUUCUGGCAAGAGUCGUGACAGACUUCUUUUGAGUAGCGAUACACACCACCUGCACGGGCACAGCAGCUACAGUCGUGAUAGGCUGCUGAUGGGGACAAGCAGCGGGAUGCAGAACCAAAACGCGCAACAAGCACAACCGUGGGAAAGCUACUACACAGGGAACCAGUCGUGAGCUGCAUAAAAUUUGCAAGCAAGAAGUUUCGGUGCGGUUCUUUCAAGAAAAUGCAAGUUAAUGUUUCGUCUCGUUCGAACGGGAGGUGACUGCAUUUUGAAUUUGAACGCAUUUUCAGGGCGGUUGCGUUUUCUUGCGAAAAUAUUUUUUUCCUGAACUGCAUAAAUACUGUCUCU
Messenger RNA from Amoebophrya sp. A120, 2009 nucleotides. Lineage: Eukaryota; Dinophyceae; Syndiniales; Amoebophryaceae. The record is from the annotation of a GenBank genome assembly.